This is a messenger RNA of Fukomys damarensis (Damara mole-rat), 1240 nucleotides long. RefSeq names its product Golgi apparatus membrane protein TVP23 homolog B-like. Gene Ontology annotation, cellular component: Golgi membrane. The transcript has a single exon. NCBI's taxonomy places the organism in Eukaryota, Metazoa, Chordata, Mammalia, Rodentia, Bathyergidae. Bases 575 to 1174 code for a protein of 199 amino acids. Gene Ontology annotation, biological process: vesicle-mediated transport; protein secretion. The record is from RefSeq and is a predicted model, not a curated record.
AAGUAAUUAAUUUUAAUUUUAGGCAUAGGUUAGGCAAAGACACUUAACAGCCUUUCAUAUAACCUUAGGACAGAACUCCUUCACCCCCAUUCAGACAAGACUACUCUAUCUUAAGUGUUUCCUCUCUGUCAAUUUUAAAAUAUCUUUUAAGGCUUUGCAAUUUAAGCAUAUGUAUUUUCCCUGACUGCAGAGUCAAGAGAGACUUUUCAACCUUCAGCUGCCCAUUGACAGCAUGGGAGUAGGUAGUAGGACAUCACAGCCCAGCCUACAAAAGUAAGCUCGCACAACUGUCCUCUUCCCAGUCCCCUCAGCACAGCCUUCUCAGCACUAUAACAGCCUGCAUCUCACAGUUAAUACUGCGGGGUAACAAGAGAACAGCAAAGGACAUUUCUAGCAGUUAUCUUUGAGGGUCUAUCUUUCUUCUAUCAGGUGAUCUUACUUUCUCCAGGGGGCCUAUAGAUUCUAGUGGUAUACAGUCCUAGCUGUCAGGCACAGAUCUGAAUCCUUAGCAGCACCUUUGGGAAGAGCAAAGCUCAAACUCAAGCCCUGGAAGUGGUGCUGGCUCAGAGCCACCAUGCUGCCGCAGGACAGUAAUGAUGGCACUGAAGAUGUUUCACUGUUUGAUGCAGAAGAAGAGACAGCUAAUACACCAAAAAGAUCCAAAAUCAGACAUCCGGUGGCAUCACUUUUUCAUUUGUUCUUUCAAGUAGGUGCAAUUAUAGUCUAUCUUCUGUGUGAAUUGCUCAGCAGCAGCUGUAAUGCCUGUAUGGUGACCAUUAUCUUGUUGUCGUGUGACUUUUGGGCAGCGAAGAAUGUCACAGAUAGACUAAUGGUUGGCCUACAUUGGUGGAAUCAUAUUGAUGAGGAUGGAAAGAGCCACUGGGUGUCUGAGUCCAGGAAGGCAACUUCUCAAGAGAAUAAAAGUGUUUCAGAGGGUGAAUCAAGAAUAUUUUGGUUAGGAAUUAUUGCCUGUGCAGUGUUGUGGGUGGUAUUUCCCUUUAGUGCUCUCUUCUCCUUCAGAGUUAAGUGGUUGGCGGAGGUUAUCAUGAGUGUGGUGCUACAAGGUGCCAACCUAUAUGGUUACAUCAGGUGUAAGGUGGGCAGUAGGAAGAAUUUAACCAGCUACCUCGUAUCUUGGGACAAAACACUGGAGAUGACCAGACUUCCUGAGUAGAGAGAAAGCUUAUGUGAUCUGCUACCUUGGGGGACAAUUGAAGAGAUUAUUGACUGAAUUAUUUAG